Messenger RNA from Zasmidium cellare ATCC 36951, 1095 nucleotides. RefSeq lists its product as uncharacterized. Gene Ontology annotation, biological process: heme biosynthetic process. The record is from RefSeq and is a predicted model, not a curated record. The transcript has 2 exons. NCBI's taxonomy places the organism in Eukaryota, Fungi, Ascomycota, Dothideomycetes, Mycosphaerellales, Mycosphaerellaceae. Gene Ontology annotation, molecular function: uroporphyrinogen decarboxylase activity. Gene Ontology annotation, cellular component: cytosol. Bases 1 to 1095 code for a protein of 364 amino acids.
AUGUCGAGAUUCGAGCCUCUCAAGAACGAUUUGCUUCUUCGUACUGCUCGUGGCGAGAAAGUCGAGCGCCCUCCGAUAUGGGUGAUGCGACAGGCUGGACGAUACCUCCCCGAAUAUCACGAAGAAAAAGGCAAGCAUGACUUCUUCGAAUGCUGUCGUAGCGCCGAAAUCGCCUCAAAUCUCACCUUGCAGCCCAUCGACCGCUUUGACGGGCUCAUCGACGCUGCGAUCAUCUUCUCCGACAUUCUUGUCAUUCCCCAGGCAAUGGGUAUGGAGGUUGUGAUGUUGGAUGGGAAAGGACCACAUUUUCCUGACCCGCUCGGUUCACCAGAGGACAAGCAAUUUGAAGAGGUGAUGGAGAGAGAAGUCGAUGUGAAAGAGAGCUUGAAAUACGUCUACGAGGCGAUCACAAUGACAAGGAAGAAGCUCAAGGGUCGAGUACCUUUAUUCGGAUUCUGCGGCGCGCCGUUCACGCUGCUCUGUUAUAUGGUCGAAGGAGGUGGGACGAAAGUGUUCAAGCAGACCAAGACGUGGAUAUACAGAUACUCUGAUGCUUCCAAGCAGCUGUUGCAGAAGAUUGCAGAGUUGUGCGUGGAGUACUUGGCGCAGCAAGUCAUUGCUGGAGCACAAAUCGUGCAGGUGUUCGACUCGUGGGCGGGUGAACUGAGUCCAAGCACGUUCAAAGAGUUCUCUCUUCCAUACUUGACGUACAUCUGCGACCAUCUACCGAAGAGACUGCAGGAGCUCGGAGAGGAAGUCGUACCAAUGGUCGUCUUUGCCAAGGGAGCUUGGUAUGCUUUGGAAGAUCUUUGCAAGACAAACUACAACAUCGUUGGGCUCGAUUGGCUACAUGCACCGAAGGAAGCGUAUGCCAUUGCGCAGAAGCAUGGCAAAGUCGUGCAAGGCAAUGCAGAUCCUGGUGUGCUCUUCGGAGGCCACGAGGCCAUCACGAAGGUUGUCGAAGAGAUGGUUGAAGGCUUUGGUGGAGGCAAGCAAGGUUGGAUUGCAAACUUGGGCCACGGUAUCACUCCAUGGGUCAAGCCAGAAGACCUCAAGUUCUAUUUCCAGGAGAUCCAUCGCAUCUCAGGUAGCUGA